This is a messenger RNA of Diplodia corticola, 1548 nucleotides long. Its product is annotated as peptidase s8 s53 subtilisin kexin sedolisin. The transcript has a single exon. The record is from RefSeq and is a predicted model, not a curated record. Gene Ontology annotation, molecular function: serine-type endopeptidase activity. Gene Ontology annotation, biological process: proteolysis. NCBI's taxonomy places the organism in Eukaryota, Fungi, Ascomycota, Dothideomycetes, Botryosphaeriales, Botryosphaeriaceae. The coding region runs from base 1 to 1548 and encodes 515 amino acids.
AUGAAGUACGCUUUCGCCGCUUCGGCAGCCGCUCUUUCUCUGCUGGGAUCUACCUCGGCAUGGACAAUUCCCAUCCCUGCCAACUGGCAUGGCAAUUUCCUGGGCUUCAACCGCGGCUCCUCUGAGGAAACCGACGCCGAGAACAUUGCUGCUCUCGUAUCCGCCAUCGCGACAUCUACGAGCCCAGCCGCAGCAGCAGCAACCACUGGCUCUUCUCACGAGUCCGGAGGUGAGGAACAUCUGAUCCUCUUCAAUGCCUCGCACCCCACCACUCCCGAGGUCGAGGAGAUUCUCAGCCGCUUGGAGCUCUCCACCAACCACUCCGACGUGCGCUACACGUUCAACAACAGCGCCUUCCGCGGUUUCUCGGCCAACAUAAAUGAACACUGUAUCAAGGCUUUGGGUGAUAUGGUGGAAGUUGAGUCGGUCGAGAAGUCUGCCGUCAUGUCUGCCUCCUCUUUGAGGAGCAAGAGGGAUGUCAGCACACGAGGUGGUUCUCCCUGGGGUCUGCAGCGCAUCUCCAGCGAGCUGGCGGUUGGUGGCAACGCCACCGAUGGCCUUGCUUUCACCUACUCGUACGAGAACGCCCAGCUCGGCAAGGGCGUUGAUAUCUACAUCGUUGAUACCGGUGUCAACGUCGAUCACGUCGCUUUCCAGGGACGCGCGCGCAACGGUUGGACCGCCUACCCGGACACUUCGGACCGCCCUGUAGACGGCUGGACCGACGACAGGGGCAACUACACGGACGGUGCUGGACACGGCACUCACGUCUCGGGCACCUCUGCCGGCGCAACCCUCGGUAUUGCUACCGGCGCCAACAUCAUCGCCGUGCGCGUCCUCGAUGCCGACGGAGGUGGCAAGUCCUCCGACACCAUUGCCGGCAUCAACUGGGUCAUCCAGCAGCAUGAUCAGCGCAAGACCGAGUCGGACUUCGUGGGCAGCAUCCUGAGCAUGUCUUUCGGCACCGAGGAGACGGUCGACACGCUGAGCAACGUCAUCAAGCUCGCCACGCAAUCCGGCAUCCACGCCUCGGUGGCGGCCGGAAACAAGGGCAAGGACGCGUGCGACUACUCGCCGUCGAACGUCGGUGGCUCCAACUCAUCUGUCGUCAGCGUCGGCAGCAUCGGUAUUACGGACGAGGUGUCUUCCUUCUCCAACACGGGCGCCUGCGUCGAUGUGUACGCUCCCGGCGAGGACAUCCUGUCGACGUACAUUGGCGGCGACAACGUCGUGCAGUACCUCGACGGCACCAGCAUGGCCUGCCCGCACGUCACCGGCGUCAUGGCCUACCUGAUGGACAAGGAGCCCGCUCUGCGCCAGGAUCCCGCCGCCAUGAAGGCGCGCCUGACCUCGACCGGCCUGCUUAGCUCCAUCACCGGCCUUGUGCUCGACUCCACGCAGACCGUUCUGCUCAACAACGGUGUCACCGGCGCCCUCCUCGGCAAGAAGCGCGCCGUCUCUGGCGGUGACGACGAGGAGCUCGACGCCUUGUCGUCUGGCGCAUUUGUCCUCAGCUCCGAGGACGGCAAGUCGAAGAGCAACUGGUGA